Nicotiana tabacum (common tobacco) is the source of this 1038-nucleotide messenger RNA. RefSeq lists its product as uncharacterized. The record is from RefSeq and is a predicted model, not a curated record. NCBI's taxonomy places the organism in Eukaryota, Viridiplantae, Streptophyta, Magnoliopsida, Solanales, Solanaceae.
CACCUUUCCUUUAAACCCCAUCUUCACUUCACUCUUCACUUCUUCUUAGUUCUCUCUGUUGAGCUCUGAGAAUUUACUAAAAUAAGAAGGAAAAAAAAAGAAAAAGAAAUUAAGAAAUGGGAAGAAAACCAUGUUGUGUAAAAGAGGGAUUGAGAAAAGGUCCAUGGUCUUCUAAAGAAGAUUUAUUACUUACUAAUUAUAUCAAGGAAAAUGGUGAAGGACAAUGGAGAUCUUUGCCUAAGAAUGCUGGGUUGCUUAGGUGUGGAAAAAGUUGUAGACUAAGAUGGAUGAACUAUUUAAGACCAGGGAUUAAAAGAGGAAAUUUCAGUCAAGAUGAAGAAGAUCUUAUAGUGAGACUACAUUCUCUUUUGGGUAAUCGUUGGUCACUAAUUGCUGGAAGAUUACCAGGUCGUACAGACAAUGAAAUCAAGAAUUAUUGGAACACACAUUUAAUCAAGAAGCUCAAAAAUGCUGGAAUUGAACCAAAACCCCACAAAAAUUUCUCCAAAUGUUCCAAAAAGGAAUCAAGAAAAGGACCCCAACAAGGGAAAUCAAGAAAAAUACAAGGCAAAAAGAGCAACAACAAAAACAAUAAGGGUCAAAUUGUACAAGUUGAGAAGACCAAAGUAUUUUUCCCAAAACCCAUCAGGAUUUCUUGUGGAAUUUCAAGGAACAAUAGUUUUGAAAAUGUUACAUUGAGUACUACUUGUUCCUCAAAUAGUAAUUCUGGAGAAGCUAAUCUUGAAAACAAGGAAAAUGAGGUGAAAUUAGAAGAAGUUUCAUUCUUUCCAAGGGACUUAGAUUUUGGUAAAUUACUUGAAGGGGAUGCAAUUUAUGAUGAAUUUCUAAUGGAAGAAAGUUGCCACAUUUCAAACAAAUGUUCAUUGCCAAUGAAUGAGAGCAUGUUGGAGAAAGUAUAUGAAGAAUAUCUUUUACUUCUUUCUGAAAAUUGUUACCUUCAAGAUGAUCAUCAAAAUGAGCAAAAUUUCCCUGUAAAUGUUUCUGAUCAGUGAUAAUAAAAUUUUUAGGAAGUUUGUU